AUGACAUCCUCAAUACCAAAAGCGUCAUCGUCACGACAACAAUAUCUCACACAGCGGCAAUCAGCUAUUUCUGUGGUCGAAGGGACAGAGAGAGACCUUAGCUUGCUAGGGGAUUGGGCGGCGCACUUUGGGAUUGUGGGGAGCGAAGGAUUUGGUUUGGAGCCGACUUUUGCAAGUUAUGGGCACAACAAUGACAAUCAAAACUGGGCCGCCCAAGCCAUUCAAGCCAUGCCAAAGGACCAUGCAGUGAUACAGGUACCAGCUCAUAUAAUCUUGUCAUCAGUGGUGGUGCGUCAAGAACUAGGGGACAGCAUAAAGCCUGCGCUACAGUAUUUGGAAAACAAGGGGAUUGGCCAUCAGAGGGGACAGUUCUUACUCUUUUGUAAGAUGCUCCUAGAAUAUGAGAAAGAAGACCAAUCGUACUGGUAUGCCUGGAUGAAUUCAUUACCUCGAAAUUUUUACACAGCCGUGUCCAUGGACGAUUUUGAGAUUUCUUGUCUGCCGCCCUUUCUAUAUUCCUUGAGCAUGAUGGAUCGGAUCCACUUUUCAGUCUUUCUCGAAGCACUACAAACUGUCAACAUCCUGCAGAAGGACGAAACUCUCCAAGACAUAGACUUGCUCAAGUGGGCAUUCAAUUGUGUGUAUACUCGAUGUUGGGGUCUGGAUGAGGAUCGCUGUGACAUUGUGCCCAUGGCUGACAUGUUUGAUCAUGCUUGGCCAAGCAACAUCGUAGUGGAGUACGACGACAACCAAAAUUGCGUUGUUCGAUUAAAGGAAGAUGUGCAGGCAGGUCAACCCCUACGCAUGUCGUAUGGGAUGCCAACGAAUCCCGCACGUCUAGUUGCCACCUUUGGAUUCUUUGACGAGUCGCCACCUGCAACCUAUUGCAAAAUCUUGGCACGGAAUCCCUCCAAAAAGCUCGUUGACGUCGGAUACGAUACUGCUAGAAUGGUAUUUUACACGGCAGAUGGUGGGAUAAGCGAAGAAUGCUUCGAUGUUGUGUUAUACAAUUUGUUGGAAAAGUUGCCCAAUGUCCAGGAAACCUUUUAUCAGGCACACAUGUCAGGAGAUCAGGGCACCAAGGUGGAGAUACAGCGGCAAUACCUCUUGGAAACCUGCACCUCUCUCAAACUGCACGUAGAUGGUGUUUUGCGCGAGUUGGAAUUGCUGAGGACGCGCAUUGAUGGACAAGACAUGUCUUUGCACCCCAGGUUGCCCAUGAUUCGACGGCACAAUGAGUGCGUCUGGGACACUUUUACCAAGGUCAAGGGCCGAUUAGAUACAAUGAUACGGAACGAAACGGAACGGCGACGAAAUGAACAGUGA
Molecule: messenger RNA, 1326 nt
Organism: Cylindrotheca closterium
Lineage: Eukaryota; Bacillariophyta; Bacillariophyceae; Bacillariales; Bacillariaceae
Source: the annotation of a GenBank genome assembly